This is a messenger RNA of Tuber melanosporum (Perigord truffle), 2421 nucleotides long. RefSeq lists its product as uncharacterized. NCBI's taxonomy places the organism in Eukaryota, Fungi, Ascomycota, Pezizomycetes, Pezizales, Tuberaceae. Gene Ontology annotation, molecular function: ATP binding; heat shock protein binding; misfolded protein binding. The transcript has 5 exons. Gene Ontology annotation, biological process: endoplasmic reticulum unfolded protein response; protein refolding; cellular response to unfolded protein. The record is from RefSeq and is a predicted model, not a curated record. The coding region runs from base 269 to 2239 and encodes 656 amino acids. Gene Ontology annotation, cellular component: endoplasmic reticulum chaperone complex; membrane; endoplasmic reticulum lumen.
GUGGCUUUUUCCCGGGGGCUCGACAUUAUAAAGAUUUCUUCUUCUCUCUCUCGCGUCAACCAGCUUCCCUUCCCUCUUCCUCCCUUCUUCUUCCCCACACAAAACUCGAAAACCCGUUUCUUCGCUCAUUCAUUUUUUUCUCUCACCCACUUUCCCCUCUCCUCUUUCCCUUUACCGAAAAUCUGUAGACUGGUACUCUCAGAAACAAUCAUCCGCCAACUGCUACGACCUUUAAGCUUUUUCAUCUUUUAUCCAAAGGCUGCCCCUGAUGUUUGAAUCCAAGGGCAAGGGGGUCACUUGGACCACUAUACUUUACUUAUUUUGCAUUUUCCUAGCACCUCUCCUGUUUCUCUCUCCAGCAACCGCUGCGGAGAACGAGACUGACAACUUCGGAACUGUUAUCGGUAUUGAUUUGGGAACUACCUACUCAUGUGUUGGUGUUAUGAAGGGUGGUCGUGUCGAAAUCUUGGUCAAUGAUCAGGGAAAUCGUAUUACUCCUUCCUAUGUCGCUUUCACGCCUGAUGAACGUCUUGUCGGUGAUGCCGCGAAGAAUCAAUAUGCCUCUAAUCCCCAAAACACCAUCUUUGACAUCAAGCGUCUCAUCGGACGUAAGUUCAACGAGAGGGAUGUACAGAAUGACAUGAAGCACUUUCCCUUCAAGGUCAUCAACAAGAAUGGUCAGCCCGCUGUCCAGGUCGAGGUUGGUGGUGAGGAGAGGGAUUUCACUCCCGAGGAGAUCUCCGCCAUGGUUUUGGGCAAGAUGAAGGAGAUUGCCGAAGGCUACUUGAGCCAGAAGGUUACACACGCCGUAGUCACUGUCCCCGCCUACUUCAAUGACGCACAGCGUCAAGCUACCAAGGAUGCUGGUGUCAUUGCCGGUCUCAAUGUUCUUCGUAUUGUUAAUGAGCCCACCGCCGCCGCCAUCGCCUAUGGAUUGGACAAGAAGGACGGUGAGCGUCAAAUCAUUGUCUACGAUCUUGGUGGUGGUACUUUCGAUGUUUCUCUCCUGUCUAUCGACCAGGGCGUUUUCGAGGUCUUGUCCACCGCUGGUGAUACUCAUCUUGGAGGAGAAGAUUUUGAUUACCGUGUCAUUACCCAUUUCGCCAAGCUCUACAACAAGAAGAACAACGUUGACAUCACCAAGGACUUGAAGACCAUGGGUAAGCUGAAGCGUGAAGUUGAAAAGGCAAAGCGCACUCUUUCUUCCCAGAUGUCUGUCCGUAUCGAAAUCGAGGCCUUCCACGAUGGUAAAGACUUUUCCGAGACUCUUACCCGGGCCAAGUUCGAGGAGCUCAACCUUGACUUGUUCAAGAAGACCCUCAAGCCAGUCGAGCAGGUUCUUAAGGAUGCCAAGGUCAAAAAGUCUGAGGUUGACGAUAUCGUUCUCGUUGGCGGUUCCACUCGUAUCCCUAAGGUUCAGGCUCUUCUAGAGGAGUUCUUUGGUGGUAAGCAGGCUUCCAAGGGUAUCAAUCCUGAUGAGGCUGUUGCCUAUGGCGCCGCUGUCCAGGGUGGUGUCCUAUCUGGUGAGGAGGGCACUGAGGAUGUCGUUCUCAUGGACGUCAACCCAUUGACUCUCGGUAUCGAGACCACCGGUGGUGUCAUGACUAAGCUUAUUCCCCGCAACACUGUUAUCCCUACCCGCAAGGCUCAGAUAUUCUCCACUGCUGCCGACAACCAGCCAGUCGUCUUGAUCCAGGUUUACGAGGGAGAGCGUGCCAUGACAAAGGACAACAACUUGUUGGGCAAGUUUGAGCUUACUGGCAUUCCCCCAGCUCCUCGUGGCGUUCCUCAAAUUGAGGUCUCCUUUGAAUUGGAUGCCAAUGGUAUCUUGAAGGUUUCCGCUGCUGACAAGGGCACUGGAAAGUCUGAGAGUAUCACCAUCACCAACGAGCGAGGUCGUCUUUCCCAGGAUGAGAUUGACCGCAUGGUUGCUGAGGCUGAGAAGUUUGCCGAUGAGGACAAGGCCAACCGUGAGCGUAUUGAGGCCAGAAACGGUCUUGAGAACUACGCUUUCACUAUCAAAAAUCAGGCCAACGAGGAGGAGGGUCUCGGUAGCAAGAUUACCGAUGACGAGAAGGAGACCCUUCUCAACGCUAAUGGAAGCACUGCUACCACUGAAGACUUUGAUGAGCAGAAGGAGAAACUCAGCUCGGUCGCCUAUCCUAUCACCAGCAAGAUGUAUGAGGGUGCAGGUGGUUCUGACGAUGACGAUAGCAUCCCUGACCAUGGGGAACUAUAAGCGUGAUGGUUUGAUGUUUUUGUUUUUUUCCGGUUUAUAUAAAAUUUCUUGCGGGCUGAGGAGGUGUUAGGCCCGGCUAGUGUUAGAUGGAGGAGCUAUGAUUCCUCGCCUUGUAUGUAAAAACAGCGGUUUUUCCUUAUGUUAAAGGGGUUUGUUUGAAUACACGUUUUAUGACUGGUUGA